Schizophyllum commune H4-8 is the source of this 2127-nucleotide messenger RNA. Its product is annotated as P-loop containing nucleoside triphosphate hydrolase protein. The transcript has 14 exons. Lineage: Eukaryota; Fungi; Basidiomycota; Agaricomycetes; Agaricales; Schizophyllaceae. The record is from RefSeq and is a predicted model, not a curated record. Bases 1 to 2127 code for a protein of 708 amino acids. Gene Ontology annotation, molecular function: ATP hydrolysis activity; 5'-3' DNA helicase activity; RNA binding.
AUGGCAACCUCAAACCUCUCCAGAUUUAUCGAACGGCAGCGCCAGCUACUGUCUGCCGAGCGUCAGGCGGAAAUCGAACGCUCGUCCUUGCUCCUCUCAAACUGUGGCCCGAAGCUGCUCGAACACAAAGGCCUAGCGCUCCUAAAUCUGGGUGUAGCCUCAAUCAACAUUGGACUAGGUGGAAAAACUCUUGUUGAACUGGAGAGACCCUCCGCACAUCAUGCUAGCCCGAUAUUCCCACUUCAUACGCUACGCACGGGCGAUCUCGCGUGUAUCGAGGCUAAUGUUACAUCGACACCAAAAACCAAGGGCGCAAGCAAAAAGCAAGCGUCUACUACCGAAUACAAGGGGAAGGUGGCUGAGGGUGUCGUGUACAAGAUGUCGGAUACGCGAAUCACUGUCGCUGUCGACACGGAUGAAGAGCUUGAUCUCCCCGAUCGCCUGCGGCUGGUCAAGCUGGCAAAUAAUGUUACCUACGAUAGAAUGGACAAAGCUAUCGAUACUUUAGAGAAGAUCACGUCUGACAACCCACCUGACGAUAAAGCAUUCCCGCGCCUCAAUACCAUGCACCACGUUCUUCUCGGACAGGCAUCACCGUCUGCGAAAGUUGCGGUCAACGAUCUCGAGUUCUUGGAUCCGACGCUGAACGACAGCCAAAAGGAUGCCAUUAGAUUCUGCCUCGGCUCCCCCGAAGUCGCUUGCAUCCACGGCCCACCUGGCACGGGAAAAACGCACACCCUAAUAGAGCUCAUAUGGCAGCUAUGCGCUCGCGGCCAGCGCUUGCUCGUAUGCGGUGCCUCCAACCUCGCCGUCGACAAUAUCCUCGAGCGCCUGUUGGCGCUUCCCGCGGACUCCCGCACGUCGCGGUUGAAGGUCACGCGGGUAGGGCAUCCUGCCCGCGUCAUGGCCAACGAGGAUGUGCUCGAUGCAACACUCGAAGUUCAGGCAGGUCGCACGGAUGCGGCUGCGCUCGCGAAGGACGUCAAAGCUGAGCUUGAGGCGGCUUUAGGCGUACUAUCGGGGAAGGGGAAGGGUGCAAAGGGAAAGGCUCCGCGAGGACUUGAGCGCAAGAAGAUGUGGGACGAGGUCAAGGCUCUGCGGAAAGAGUAUCGCCAGCGCGAAGGAGGCGUGGUCAAGUCCGUUCUAUCAGAGGCUCAGGUCGUUCUCGCUACCUGCCACACAGCAGGGAAUCGUCAACUUCGGUCUCUGGACUUCGACACCGUUAUUAUCGACGAAGCGACCCAGGCCGUCGAAGCCGUCUGCUGGGUGCCUAUCUUCAAGGCGAAGAAGCUUGUGUUGGCGGGCGAUCCAAUGCAGCUGCCGCCGACCAUCCUCUCGAUCGAUAAGAAGGGCAAGGACAAGAAGCAACGGACUCGUACACCCAUUCUUCGGCCGCCGCGCACGCUGGAGACAACCCUUUUCGACCGGCUCGAGAGAAUGCAUGGCCCGAGCAUUAAACGUAUGCUCAAAGUACAGUACAGAAUGCACGAAGACAUCUGCGCCUUUCCUUCCAAGGCACUUUAUGGCGGCAAACUCCAGCCCGACCCCUCCGUCGCGAAGCGCCUCCUUCGCGACCUGCCGUCCGUUCAGAUUGCACGCGAGUCUGCUGGUAUAGGAGAGGAUGAGGACGAUCCGCUCGCCUCACCCGUCGUCUUCUUCGAUACGGCGGGGUGCGAGUACUACGAGCGCCUGGAAGGGGAUAACGACGAGGGGAGCCGCUGCAACGAGAAUGAGGCAACGAUCGUCAAGGGCUGGGUCGGCGAGCUCACACAAGCCGGUGUCCUGCCAUCGCAGAUAGCGGUCAUCACGCCGUACCAGGCGCAACUCGGCUUGCUCACGUCGCUGCUUCGGCCACUUCAUGGGCCCGAUCUCGAAAUCGGGACUGUCGACGGCAUGCAGGGGCGCGAGAAGGAGGCAGUCAUCAUAAGCAUGGUGCGGAGCAACGACAAGCGCGAAGUUGGCUUCCUCAAAGAAAAGCGGCGUAUGAACGUCGCCAUGACCCGAGCCAAGCGGCAGCUUUGCGUCGUCGGCGACUCCGGGACGGUGGCAUACGGCGGCACGUACCUCAAAGAAUGGUUGGCGUGGCUGGAGGCCCACGCUGACGUGCGAUACGGUGGCUUGGACUGA